GGUGGCCCCGUUUAAGAGGUGGAUGAGUGAUCGCCGCGUGCAAUGAUCCUCAACUGUAAUGUUGUCUUGAAGUCGUUGCAUGGAUUGAGGCGUGCAUCUGCGAAUCGAGGGAUCUUACCAAGUGCAUGGAUGGCUCUGGCCCAGGCGUCAACGCGGUUGUGGCGCAACGGAAGUUGUGGGGUCAAAGUGGGCGUGGCCUAACAUGAGACCCAGGUCGCCGUCGUGGAAGAAAGGAACAAUCUGGCCACCAUGCCACCGUGCCACCUGCGGUGUAGUCGCAUAUAGGCUGGCAUACGUUGACGCACGACAACGUCACGCAUGCCCUGUGCCCCGUCUUGUGUUGGACAUGGGGGACGGGGAGACCGAGUGGCGGUCGAAGGUCAAGAGGGAUGGGGGACGAAGUGGCACCCUGGCCGGCCUUAUAUCAUGCGGGUCUGUGGGUCCAUGUUUGGUCAACCAAACAACCAUUGUCGGCCAUUCCGACUCAGCCUUUUGUUCUCUCGAUUUGGACCGCCUUGUGCCACUCGUUCUUAUCUAUCGGCUAAGGCUGACAGAAGCACGGACAGCGUGGUGGGCGGUGCGCGCCAUCAUCAUGGGUUCUGUGAGCCCGGCGACGGCUUGUUUUCUGCGGUGCAACGCUGCUUCGCAAGUGGACAAGAGCAUGGUCGACUCGUCUUGGCGGCUUUAUCUGUGAGUCGACUGUACUGAUGGAAUAGUCCCUGUGGCAGCGGGCGGCCAUAGUCAGAGCCCGCUAUCUGUGCUCGCUGGAGGCCAGGACAGGGUCCGCAAGGGCCGGUUGCAUCCAGUCGCGAAGAUCCAC
Molecule: messenger RNA, 820 nt
Organism: Rhodofomes roseus
Lineage: Eukaryota; Fungi; Basidiomycota; Agaricomycetes; Polyporales; Fomitopsidaceae
Exons: 3
Coding region: 203-694 (163 amino acids)
Source: RefSeq, a predicted model, not a curated record